Molecule: messenger RNA, 8351 nt
Organism: Callithrix jacchus (white-tufted-ear marmoset)
Lineage: Eukaryota; Metazoa; Chordata; Mammalia; Primates; Cebidae
Source: RefSeq, a predicted model, not a curated record
GAGAGAGAGAGAGAGAGAGAGACACUUGCUGUGUUUCCCAGAAUGGUCUUGAACUGGCCUCAAGAUUUUGCACAGAGAUAAUUGUGUUAAAUUUGGGUGUGCUAGGUAGACAAAAUUCUGCUGAUUAUCCAUCUAGGAAGAAUGUUGAUUCCUACUUUGGGAAAAGGAGUUAGGCUGGUGGACCAAGGGACAGCAAAGACAUAAAGCAAAUAAACUGUGCAUUUCUUCAUGGUCUAGGACAUUUAAACAAGAAAAGGAAGCAGAUAAGCUGUCAGUCUGCUUUUCUUUAUGGCUCAGGACAUAUAGUCCUCCUGGGCAAAUAAUGUACAUAACUCACAGACUUCCUGCUUAUCAUCAAAGGCAUGCGUCCAUUUAUCAUCAAACACCUUGGGUGACAGAAGAAUGCAAGUUAGCGCCCUGCUACCAUGGCAUUAUCAGUCAGCCCAAGGACCAUCCUAUAGUCUCCAGCAAGCCUCUGUUUCCUUGUAGUCAGUUCCUCUUCCGCUCAUUCUGCCUGCUGCUCCCUAACCACACACUUUCAUACUGUCUUUAAUAAAUCUGCCUUUCUUCACCCACAACUGUCUUGGCAAGUUCUUUUACCUCUGUGCCACCAGCCCAAAUAGUUGCUGCUCACCUGAGACAAAUAUAAAUGUGGUUUUUAUGCAAAUCAGUUUACUUAGUGACUCUCACCAAGCUUUGUAGAAGGUUCUGCCGAAGGAGAAGCUUAAGUGAUAAUGGCCCAAAACAAAAAAAUGUCACCACCCAGCUUCCUGGGCUGAAUGUAAAUACUGCCCAAGGGGCUCUUCCUGCCUACUGCAAAAAGAAGGACCAUGACAUCUGAUAGACACGAGGGUGGCCAUGCCACAUGGGAAAUGGAGUUCGUACUCAAAUCAUGUCAUCCAAAGCUUAGAUUAGAGGUUUUUCAAAGUCAGUUUGGGGAAAGGGGUGGGAGCGGCUGGAAAAUGGGUGCUUGCUGCUGAUUGGUUGGGGUGGAGAUGAAAUCAUAGAGGGUCAAAGCUGCCCUCAUGCGGGCUGAAUUGCUUCUGGGUGGUGCCACAGGAGCUGGGUUGGUUAGUCCUGGUGGAACCGUCAGGUCCAGGUGGAGCCAUGGGUGUCAGACGUGAAAAAACCUGAAAAGAUAUCUCAAAAGGCCAGUCUGAGGUUCUACAGUAGAGAUGUUAUUUGCAGUAGUAAUUGGAAGAAUGGCUGACGGUUGUUCAUGUCUAUGCCACCAUUACAGCAUGCAGCCUCCUCUCCUCCUCCCAGCCUGUUGGCCUCCCAUUAGCUUUACAAAAGCAACUGAGUUUUGGCCAAGGCCUGUUAUUUAAACUAUAGCCUAAAAGUCUUCAAAGUUAGCUCAGCCCUACAGCCCAGGAGUAAUUAAGGGAAAGGAAAGAUAGAUGGGGUCAGCUCAAUUUACUGUCAGUUUUUCUCAUUGAUAGAGUUUUUGCAAAUGUAUUUUCAUAAAGAUGCCUACUCUCUUCAUUCACACAUUUGUGAAAUGUCGAAGACUGCAAAAACCUGGAAGUUUACUGCUGCCUUACCUUACACAAGGCUUGUCUGUCUGGUUUGAAAGAAUGAGGGGAAGAGAGCAUAACUUCAACAUUCAAACACAACCCGACUACAAGUUUUGGAGACUGUGCUCCUUUUACUCUUUAUUCGUAGAAAGUUUUCCAAUGUUGCAGUCACAAUGCAAGUUUACCAGCUCUGUUCCUCCUUUAAGAAACUUAAGAAGUAUUUUCACAUGUUGCUUCACUGCCAUGAGAUCAUUCUUUUUAAAAGUUGUAUAGUUUUCAAUCAGAUAGAUGUGAAAGGAAAAUAAAUCUCACGACCCCAAAAUCACUAAGCCAAGGGAAAAGUCAGGCUGGGAACUAUGUCAGGCAAACCUGCCUAGAUUCCUAAAUAAGAUAGCUGUAAAGAUAAAAAGCUACAUACUUCCCUCACAAUUUGCUCACAAGGAAAUUCCUUUUGGACAAAGGACAGAAAGAACUCAGUCACCCCUCUGAGGCUCGUGUGACAAAUGCAUACGCAUAUCUGAUUGCUUCCUCAGACGUAUUGUUUAUGUAAAAAUGCAGAUCUUUUUUGCAUUUUUUUUCCCACGGCAAAAUAAACUUUCUAAAUUGACACCUGUCUCCGAUACCUUUUGGUUUAGAACUUACUGCUAUUUAUUUGACCAUUCUUCUACUUGUACAUGUGGAGUCCUGAUAAGUAAACAACCAUGAGGAAGGGGCCCCAGGUGGGGAAGAACAAUGAACAAUUGUUCUGAGAGAUGGCUAGUCAGACAACCUGAGGUCACUAUGACCUCAUUCUUAGUAGCUUCCUCCGGGGUGACCCUAUAAAACUUCCUUCCAGCUCCUGCCUCUGCAGACAGCUCCUUCUCUGCUGUGCUGCCAGUUGCAACCUUGCAAUUUAUUUUCAUAUUCUCUAAUAAAUCUGCCUUCCUAUACCUAUGAUUGUCUUGGUAAAUAAGAUGCUGUCGGCUGGGCGCGGUGGCUCAAGCCUGUAAUCCCAGCACUUUGGAAGGCCGAGGUGGGUGGAUCACGAGGUCAAGAGAUCGAGACCAUCCUGGUCAACAUGGUGAAACCCCAUCUCUACUAAACAUACAAAAAAUUAGCUGGGCAUGGUGGCGCGUGCCUGUAAUCCCAGCUACUCGGGAGGCUGAGGCAGGAGAAUUGCCUGAACCCAGGAGGCGGAGGUUGCGGUGAGCCGAGAUCGCGCCAUUGCACUCCAGCCUGGGUAACAAGAGCGAAACUCCGUCUGAAAAAAACAAAGAGGCUGUCUUCUUUUCCGCCUUUGUUUAACAGGCCCUAGCUACUUGCUACCUGCGACCAUAGCCAUAUUGUUUAUGUUCAACGUUUUAUUAUAAACAAUGUUCCAAUUAAUAUUUGUUGCUAAUAGCAUAGCUGUAUUUUUUUUUUUUAUUUCCUAAAGAUAAAAUUUCCAGCCUGUAUGAUGCUCUUUGUCAUGGCAACUUUGGUCAGACAUUUAAAUAAAGGAAAUGAAGGGUAAAACAGGAUUUUAGAAGGGGUGGUACAGAUUUGGGAGAGAGCUAGACAAAGGAGUUUAUAAAAAUAUUUUCAAAGACAGGUCGAAGAGAAGGAAUGAGUAUGAUAUUGUGAAAUAUAUAUAUUUGAUCUUCAUCCUAUUUCCUAGCAUAGAACUCCAAAAAUCCUUAGGAACGGCAAAAUAAGAGUUAAAUUUGUGUGCUAAUGAGUUGACUGAUAGUUGGCAACUCCCACGUACUUUCAGGAUGGGAAGUGGUUAUGGAAAAGAUCAAUGCUUGACUAGAAGGUUGGGACUUUGAACCCACCCCCAACCUCCAGGGAGGGUUCAAAGGGAGGAGGGUUACUGGUUUAAUCAACCAUGCAUAUGCCACGAAGCCGCUGUGAAACUCCCAAAAGACAGGGUUUGGAGAGCUUCCACCCCACGGAACAGGUGGAGACUCCUGAAAGGUGCAACGCCCUGUCUUCCGUACGUGGCCCUGUGCGCGUCUUCAUCUAUAUCCUUUGUAAUCAACCAGUAAACACAAGUAUUUCCCUGCGCUCUGUGAGCCACGCUCACAAAACAGUGAACCGGAAGAGGAGGUGGUGAAACUCCCAACUGGAAGCUGGCGGGGUCAGAAGUUCCAGAGGCUGGCCUGGGACGGAAGCGUCAGCGAAUGGUGUCCGACCCAUCUGCAAGGAGACAGCGUCGGAACCGAAGUGGAGGGCACCCAGCUGCGGUCCGCUGCAGAACCCACCGCUCGCUUCGUGUGUGGGGGGCAACUCCCCCAGGUUUGCUCAUAGAAGUCUUCCGUUAUGCUUAGUUGUCGUUGAGAGAACAGAAAAAAAAAAAAAAAAAAGCGCUUUGUGUUUUUCCCACCGAUUCGGAGAAUGAAGAAUAACUCAAAGAACGAAGACCCGAACGAAUGACCUUAAUACUCUGCCUCGCUUUUCUUGAUAAUGCGCACUACUUCCCAGCAUGCAUCAGUCCCCGUUAUUAUUCACUUUUUCCCACGGAAUGAUGCCCGCAUUCGACUGCCGCCCCGCGAGGUGGGGGUUUUGUCUGCUUGUUUACCGCUGUGCCCGACAGGGUAGGCGCUCGAUAAAUGGCAAGUGAAACACAGGGCAAGGCGGAGAGAGAAGAAACAGAAAGGGAAAGGGAAGAGAAAGGCCGGGCCGCGGGAGCGCUCAAUCACACGUACCACGUACCGGUCCCGUCUCCAGCUGGCUCAGGCCCCACACUGGUCCUCAGCUCCCUUUUCUCAGUGCUGGGCUCACAGACUCACCCCGCGCGCUCAAGCGCGGGCUCGGUCACUGCGCGUGCGCAUCACGGCGCAAGCACCCGGGCCUCGCAGCCUUUGGGGGACCCAGGCAGGCUGCGCCUGCGCAGUCACAGCGGGCCCGCCCAGGCCUCGGGCGGAACUGGUGGAUGAACCAACGGCCUGAGAGGGCUUAGCUGGUCCGGGUGGGGUUCGGAAGGCCAGCAGGGGUGGAAUUACUAGGGGACGAGCCGCAGCAGAAACUACCCGGACGGAGCGGCCGGGCCUGCGGCCGCCCGGGACCCUCAACCACCAUCCCAGCAUCCUCUGCGCCGCGCCGGCCCCGGACUCCAUUUCCCAGCGGCCACUGCGGCCUGCCCGAGCGCUCGGGCGCCUUUGUGAGCGCGGCCGGCAGCCAGGAUCGAGUCCUGGCCCGGGCCUUGGCCCAGCCCCGGCCUCCAAGGACCGCGCCGAAGGAGUUGCCCACUGGAGGGAGGCGGUGAGGAGCGCGGGAUGGAGCGGACGCCGGCAGCGGCCAUGCCACCAUGUCUCUGCAUUCUCAGGUUACUGUCCCUCUCCCAGAGAGGAGCCUACAGGAGUAGGACAGAAGAACUGUCAAAUUCUUGAAUCCUUAAAGCCAUGUCCAAGGAUUUGGUGACAUUUGGGGAUGUGGCUGUAAAUUUCUCUCAAGAGGAAUGGGAGUGGCUGAACCCUGCUCAGAGGAAUUUGUAUAGGAAAGUGAUGUUGGAGAACUACAGGACCUUGGUAUCACUGGCAGGAGUUUCUGUUUCUAAGCCAGAUGUGAUCUCAUUAUUGGAGCAAGGAAAAGAGCCCUGGAUGGUGAAGAAGGAGGGAACAAGAAGUUCAUGCCCCGAUUGGGAGUAUGUAUUUAAAAACAGUGAAUUUUCAUCAAAGCAAGAGACAUAUGAAGAGUCAUCCAAAGUUGUGACAGUGGGAACAAGACAUCUUAGUUAUGCCUUUGACUACCCUAGUUUGAGAGAAGACUGUCAAAGUGAGGACUGGUAUAGGAACCAGUUGGGAAGUCAAGAGGUACAUCUUAGUCAAUUAAUCAUCACUCAUAAAGAAAUCCUUCCAGAAGUUCAAAGUAAAGAAUAUGACAAACCUUGGCAAACAUUGCCUCAGGAUACAGUCUUCGGUACGCAACAGCGUUUUCCCACCAGAGAAAAAGAACAUAAGCAUGAAGCACAAAAGAAAGGGUACCGAAAAAAAUCUGUUGAAAUGAAACAAAGGAAAGUCUAUAUGGAAAAGAAACUUCUGAAAUGUAAUGACUGUGAGAAAGUCUUCAACCAGAGCUCUUCCCUUACUCUUCAUCAGAGAAUUCAUACUGGAGAGAAACCCUAUGCAUGUGUCGAAUGUGGGAAAACGUUCAGCCAGAGUGCAAACUUGGCUCAACAUAAGAGAAUACAUACUGGGGAGAAACCCUAUGAAUGUAAGGAAUGCAGGAAAGCCUUCAGCCAGAAUGCACACCUUGCCCAACAUCAGAGAGUUCAUACUGGAGAGAAACCUUAUCAGUGUAAAGAAUGUAAAAAAGCCUUCAGCCAGAUUGCACACCUGACUCAACAUCAGAGAGUUCAUACUGGAGAGAGACCUUUCGAAUGUAUUGAAUGUGGAAAGGCCUUUAGUAAUGGUUCAUUUCUUGCUCAGCAUCAGAGAAUUCAUACAGGAGAGAAACCUUACGUGUGUAAUGUGUGUGGGAAAGCUUUCAGCCAUCGUGGGUACUUAAUUGUACACCAGAGAAUUCAUACUGGAGAGAGACCCUAUGAAUGUAAGGAAUGUAGGAAAGCCUUCAGCCAGUAUGCACACCUCGCUCAACAUCAGAGAGUUCAUACUGGAGAAAAACCUUAUGAAUGUAAAGUAUGUAGGAAAGCCUUCAGCCAAAUUGCAUACCUUGACCAACAUCAGAGGGUUCACACUGGAGAGAAACCCUAUGAAUGUAUUGAAUGCGGGAAGGCCUUUAGCAAUAGUUCAUCACUCGCACAACAUCAGAGAAGUCAUACUGGAGAAAAACCCUAUAUGUGUAAGGAAUGUAGGAAAACAUUUAGCCAGAAUGCAGGCCUUGCUCAACACCAGAGGAUUCAUACUGGAGAGAAACCUUAUGAAUGUAAUGUUUGUGGGAAAGCCUUUAGCUACAGUGGAUCUCUUACUCUACAUCAGAGAAUUCAUACUGGAGAGAGACCCUAUGAAUGUAAAGAUUGCAGGAAAUCUUUCAGGCAGCGUGCACAUCUUGCUCAUCAUGAGAGAAUUCAUACUAUGGAGUCAUUCUUGACUCUUUCCUCCCCCUCCCCCUCCACAUCUAAUCAGUUGCCAAGACCUGUAGGUUUCAUCUCCUGAAUUUGUCUGGAAUCUAACCUCUUUAAUUCAUUUCCAUUUCAUCAUCCUUGUCCAAUGCACAUUAAUAUAUUUGACAUGGGAUACUCGAGUAGCUUUUCAGUUGGUCUCCUUGUAUUCACCAUGUCUCUGUCAGCUGUCCACAUUGCAGCCAAAUUUGUAUUUAAAAAAAAUAUGUUUAAUCUCAUUUCUCCCUCGUUAAAAUUCCUCAGUGACAUCUCAUAGAUUUUAAGUUAAAGCACACAUUCCUCAAAAUAGCCUAAAAACCUAGCUUCUAAUACCCUUUCCAGGCUACCUUCCAAAGUCCUAUCUUGGGUCACUAUCCAUCUCAUUCUCUGAAUUCUUAUCCAGGAUUAAGACACAUAAUCUAGGAUCAAAAAGAUCUGGGCGUCAAUCUUUGCACUUCCAUUUUCUAGCCCUCUAAUUUGGAGGCAACAUUUUGUGCUUUGUAAGCUUCAGUCUUAUUUAUAGUGUGGGAAUAAUAAUGUUUCUACCUCAAAAGUUAAUAGAAGAAUGAAAUAAUGCAUGUAAAUUGCUCAGCAGCGUGCCUAGCAUAAUUACUAAAAUAUUACUGUAAAGUAGAAAGAGAACCAUGCUAUACAUAGAAGACCCAAUCAUCUCAGCCAUGAUUAUCUCAGAAAUACAAAGAGAUGCAGCAGCUCAGGACUGAGAGAUUGUGGAGACUUUUUUUUAUUAGGAAUGCUAGUAAUUUUUCUAAAGGUAGGUGAGGAAGGAGGGUAUCUAGUACAGUGGGAUUGACAUUAGAGUCCACGAUAUAGGGUAAGAUGGUGGCUUCUAUCACAGCAUUCACGAGAUAUUUAACAGUUCUGAGAAACUAGUGUCUUAUUUAAAAAGGCUUUUUUUUUGAGACAGAGUGUUGCUCCGUUGCCCAGGCUGGAGUGUAAUGGUGCAGUCUCAGGUCGCUGCAGCCUCUGCCUCCUGGAUUCAAGCACUUCUCUCAACUCAGCCUCCUGAAUAGCUGGGAUUAUAGGCACGUGCCACCAUGCCCAGCUAUUUUUUGUAUUUUAAGUAGAGACAGGGUUUCACCAUGUUGGCCAGGCUGGUUUCUAACUCCUGACAUCAGGUAGUCUGCCCACCUCAGCCUCCCAAAGUGCUGGGAUUACAGGCGUGAGCUACCGUGCCCGGCCUAAAAAGUCAUUUUUAAUAAGACAGUUUACUGAGAUGUAUUCAUCAUCUACAUGUCAACAAAGGCAAAAUCAAAAUUAAAAGGAAAACUUAAUCAGUAACCAAUGAAGAGUAGAAAAUAAAGUAUAAGUUUGAACACCUGUCCUAAAUCUGGGUGAAUGAAUUAUAUCAAACCUGUGUCAUUUAAAAUAAUAAAGGUUGUUAAAUUACUAAAAUUUCAAAACUAAUGAAGAAACCAAAACUAUGGGUCAGUACUCAUAAACUGGCCCACAAUUGUGUAUGCAUCAAAUUUAAAAUACAUAAGAAUACCUUCAGCAGGCCAUGUGUUUUCCAUUUCUCCAACAUUAAAACCACUCCCUGAUCCUUUACAUCUGAGCUCUUUUAACAUUAAUUCCUGACUGACUGCAGAAGUCUUUUGGCUUAUAAUCCAUGUAGUAACCAAUUCACAUAUGACUCUAGAUACAAAUAGAAUGAUGAAAAUUUAAUGUAAGAUGAAAAGGAAGAUGAAUAAAUAUUCUUUAUAUGGUAAGACUGAUUCGCCGUCAUACAGAUGUCAGGAGCCCAUAAAUUACAGAUUCCACCUAACAGAAUUCUAAUAAAUUUUGUAACAUUUUAA